This is a messenger RNA of Gigantopelta aegis, 3275 nucleotides long. RefSeq lists its product as uncharacterized. NCBI's taxonomy places the organism in Eukaryota, Metazoa, Mollusca, Gastropoda, Neomphalida, Peltospiridae. The transcript has 2 exons. The record is from RefSeq and is a predicted model, not a curated record. Bases 636 to 1412 code for a protein of 258 amino acids.
AGUUAGUGAUUGUUUGUGAUCAGGUAAAUCUGCGGAUUGGAAACAGCCGUCUUCACGGAACAAUGAUCUCCAAACAGACGUAAUAGUGUGUUAAAAUCCGAUCUGGGUGUGUGGUAAUUUUACAAAAUUAAAAUAUGUGUUUUCAGUUGGAGUUGAAAAGGUCUACACCGACGUACGUUGUGCUGUCUGGAGUACGAUUGAUAUAGUCUAGCGGAAUUUCAACUAUUAUAUCCUAAUCUGGCGGAUUUUCCCUCCAGUUCAGAUUCAGAAGUUCAGCAGAAUAUAUCUUAUUUUAAUGUAUUCUUGCACAGUUCCAGCCGAAUUUUAACCAUUAUAUCCUAGUGUAACUUGACUUCACUUGGGAGGUUCUGCUGGAAUAUAAAUGUGUUUUUUUGCAACAUAAUUUCUGCUGAUCAUAUCCUGUCUGAUAUGUCUUUCAUAUAAUGCUGCAGAUUUCCUGAUGCUGAUAUUCCAGUUUGACAUGUAUACCUGUGCAGAUUGUCAGCUGAUUAUAUUCUAGUUUUUAUGAUGUGGAUUUCAACUGAUGGUGUUUGUUUCUACAGCUGAUUAGGACAGAUACUUGUACGUCAGUGCGGAUUAAACCAGUUUGACAGUGAUUCCAUGCACUAUUCAACAUGAGUUUCCACAAAAAGGUCAGCUUAGACGUCAGCCGCUCCAGAAGAUGCAGACUUGAGCUCGAGAAGGCGAUGUCGACGGCGCGAUGCCCAAAAGAUUCCAAGUUCGGCGAGUGCCUGAUAAACAUCAACACCAAACAGGACCCGAUCCUGGGUAAAAACCUUUCCCGGAUCGAGAUGGACAUUCGCAGGAUGGAGGCCAAGAUGCAACAACUGAGAAAGACAUUCGUCAGAUCAAGUCAGUGUCUCAACUACGAACCAAUGAUCCUAGUGGAGCGCUGUCCUCCAAGGGAGGCCUUUCGCCGCACAGCGUUUAUCAACGCUUACGGCUACGACCCGCAACUUGCCAGACUUCCGGGUUACAUGUUUCCGAUGAAGUCCCGAAGUCGCACGCCUACGACUUUUACGACAAUAGACGCGUUUGUGGUUAAACAACGGAGAACGCGGAACGUCUGGGAGCGCGCCACGGAAGACAAGGAGCUCCCAAAAUUCGAGAGCACCGUCCGACCGUGUUCGAGGUUGACACAACGCGAGAUCCAGCAACUGCAGCAGUGUCGGACCUACCACAAGCCGAAGUUACAGGACGAGCGAGAGUUACGCUCGCCCAGAUUCGACACAAACACUCCAUUCAUAUCCCAUUUACCCAGAACUACCAUACCGCAGACUGUGGACGGAAGACUCAGUGUGAUGGCGUUGCCUAGCAGUUCUAAAUCUCUGUUUCUGAAAGAACCAGGGAGAAGCGUUAGAUUAAACGAAACACCCAUAUCUGUCACUUAGACACAUAUAUAUAUAUAUAUAUAUUUAUUUAAAUCGUGGCUUGAGACCAUUGUGAUUUGUGAUCAGGCCAUUAGGUAGUCCUCAACCAAAUAACAUCCGGCUGGUUCAAAGUUCGAGGUGCACCUAACUUUUGAUAGAGCAGUUAAUACCACAAUUCCUGCCAUUAGUGAUAAAUGUGACAUUGUUUGUUGUUAAAAAAAAAAGUUUCAUCUGGGCAAUAAAUGUAUGCGAUGUUAUUUCAUCUAGUACCACUAUGCCAAUUAGCUAUGUUUUUGAAACAUGUAUAUGGUACUUCUAAAACUAAAUACUACAAUGUUGUGCAAAACCUGUGGUGUUGUUUAAACAUCCGGUUAAAUGGAAAAUAAGGCAUGAAAGGUUGCACUUUGUUCAGUUAAUACUUUGAGGAAGGGUUUGUAGUACUGAUAUCUAGGUGUCAUAAUUUGGUUAAUAUAUUGCAUAUAGUCUCUUUACCACAUACAUGUACGUUAGCCUUGUUGUCUAUGGGAUUUUAUUUGAGAUGGUACAUGCAACCUUUAGGAGCAAUGGACGGGGUAUAGUCGCAUACUUCACGCCGGGACCACAUUCCAUUUGAUUUUAUCCCCAAGUGAGGCUAUAUGUAACACUGUGUACCACUUUGACAAAAGGAAAACGUGGCUUGAGACCAUUCUGAUGUAUCGGUGUUAUGUCACCUCCUGUAGGAACAGGGGACGGGGUAUAGUCACAUAUUUUAUCCUGGGGCCCCACCCUCUUUGAUUUUAUUCUCAAUUGAGACUAUACGUAACCUUUAAAAUAGCGGGCGUUCAAAAUGUAUUCAUUGCUACAUUCUCAUACGUAUUAAACGUUUACAUAAAAAAAAAUUGAUUUUGAAAAAUAUAUUUCUGUGAACAUUUUUAAAAGUUUAUGCUGGCAUUACUACCAUCCCCUUCCCCAUAGUAUGAUUAUACGCUAGUAAAAAAUAUUGAUACUUUUGAACAGACUGUCAUUUAAGGACCUUUAAAAUAUUAAACAGUCUAAUGUUUGUUACAGUCCACUAUAUGAACAGUUUUAAAGUGACAGACCCUAAUUUUUAAACACUACGACGUAUUUUUCACUAUUAAAGCCAUUUUUGAUCAUUUAAGUUAGAAGUAGGCCCUACUUACAUUCUAUUAUUUAGAAUAUUAAUUUUCGAACGACUUAAGUAGUUCUGGUCAUCCAGGUUUUUGCCAGACCCCUAAAAUGCAUUUUUCAUAAUUCUAAAAAGUAAUGGUUAUCGAGACAAGUUCUAGUUAUUUUUAGACGGCGUUUUCCCUGUUUAAACAUCACAGCCUUUAGUUUCUCUCUGUUUUAACCGUAUCCAAUGAUGUGUUGCAUGUUUAUAGAUUAACAAAGCAGUGUCCAUUUUCACGGGCUGAAACUAGGGUCUGCGCCUUUAAGGCAGGUAUAUAAUAUAGCGAGCUGUUUUAUAUCUAACAUUUACAUUUAAACAUUAGUAGUAAGCUUAGACUUGAGGACAGUGUGUAUUAGAUGGUUUAUAUGAAGGUUUUCUAUAUAGCCCAAUAGUAAAGCGCUCGCUUGAUGAGCGGUCAUUCUAGGAUCUAUUUCCAUCUGUGUGCUACCCUGUCUGUGGGAUUUGCAUACAAAAGAUUCCUUGCUAUUAAUGAAUAAAUGUAGCAAAACUACAUGGCAAAUUUACCAAAUGUGUGACCAUACGCAUACAAAACAGGGGACAUGGAGGGAGGCAACUGCUCACCUAGUGCUGGAGCAAAACCUUAAAUUCGGGCAAAAAUUACAGAGAUAUUCGGACAAAAUGUGCUACCCUGGAUGCGUAAUGAUUCUUUUGCAACCCUGUAUAGCUGUUUGGCAGUAAUGCUAAAAUGAAUAAAU